This is a messenger RNA of Schistocerca nitens (vagrant locust), 2539 nucleotides long. Its product is annotated as myosin heavy chain kinase B. Lineage: Eukaryota; Metazoa; Arthropoda; Insecta; Orthoptera; Acrididae. The transcript has 5 exons. Gene Ontology annotation, molecular function: protein binding. The record is from RefSeq and is a predicted model, not a curated record. Bases 13 to 870 code for a protein of 285 amino acids.
UGCCCCGCCAGCAUGCACGGGAUCAGCGUCACCGCCUCCGUGUCCGAGCAGGACCGCCACCUCACCGACGUCUCCACCAUCAUCUUCGGCAACGGCAGGCUCUAUAGCGGCGGAGACGAUGGCAAGGUCAAGGUGUGGAAGCCGGACCUGAGCCUGGAGCGCGAGUUCCAGGCGCACCCCAGCGUGGUGUACCACCUGGCGUUGUGCGGCGACUCGCUCUACUCCUGCUCCAACGACGGCACCGUCCGCGCCUGGGACCCCAACACGGGCGACAGCCGCGGCACGCUGCUCGAGUACGACGACGAGGUGUGGCGCUUCUGCGUCGACAACGGACACCUCUAUUCAGGCGACAACAAGGGCAUGAUCUGCUCGUGGAAGCAGGACAAGCAGAGCCAGCUGUACAACCUGGUGGAGGAGGUGCGCGACCUCAUCGUGAAGGGACAGCUCAUCUACACGGUGCGCGACCGCGACGUCGUAGUCACCGAACUCGCCGGUGACAAGGGCCGCUACGUUACAAGAGCAACGAUGGAGGGCAGCAGUCCCAUGGUGAUGGUGGGCGACAAGCUGUGCUUCGCCUCCCGGACGGGCACCGACAUCUGCGUCCACGAGAACAGCAAGGAAUCGCGCUUCAAGCAGCUCAAGCAGUAUAAGGCGCACGACAUGAUCCUGAACGCGCUGGCGGCGGUCGGCGACGCGACGCUGUUCAGCGGCAGCUGGGACAAGACGGUGAAGCGCUGGGACCUCGGCACGUUCGAGUGUUCCGGCACCUGCGACGUCGGCGUCUGCGUCAGCUCGCUGGCCGUCGGCGACCAGGGGCAGGUCUACGCCGCCGGCUCCAACGGCCACAUCUGCCGCAUCGACAGCAAGUAGGCCGGCGUCCGCGCCGCCCGGGUCUCGUCUUGUGGCUCAGCAUCCACCGCGUUACUGCUCUCGGUCCACAAAGGUUUUAUCCCGUGCGACCGGCCGAUGAUACCGUAUCGUAGUUUUUAAGCAUCUUUUAUAUAAUAAAAAUGACCAGGAACGGUUACUACUACCUGAGCAAGUAACACGCUAGACUUUUGUAAAAGCCAUGUCUUAAUCUUGCAGAAAAGAAGCCGUUUCGCAUAUCUUAUCAAUCUAUCACAUACCAUCGGAGCAUACAACGAACUGCAACUUGUCUCAAGUAACGAUGUUCUUUAAUGUGACAUUAAUUUAGAAAGCUCAGAUGUCUUCUCACUUGCAAGCCGUAAUAUUUUUUAUGGAGUAGUACACUUUAAGAAUAUAUGUACUACUAUCAAUAUACUGCGUACAUCUUUUUGCAAUGGACCUGUUCGAGAAGAAACCAGAAUAAGAUUUUCUGCCAUAAAGCUAUUGCCAGAUUUAUUGCGUCAGCUAGUGAUAUUUGAUGAAACAAUAGUACAUUCAAACCCGAAUUAGCUGAUAUUUCACAGAACUCUGAUAUGUUAUUCGGCCAUAAAAGUUAGUGAUGGUUUAUUUUCUGACACAGUGUGUAGCUGAAAUUCAGUUUGUUCGUAAUCUUUUGAAAGUAAUUCUCGAUUCCAUUUCUAGUGAAUGCUCUUUGCAAAGCACGCAUAUAACCAGUCUUUAUAAACAAAACAUAUAUCCUGUCGCCAAUUCCUCACUCAUUGUUCCAUAUGAGGUUGAAUCGCGGCCCUUUAUUUCUCAUCAUAAAUGAGAAUUUUUGAUACGUCUGCAUUUGACGAAAACAAUCAAGUGUCAUGUCGGUUAAAACAGAAAAUUUUCUAAGCAGUCCAGCACAAGAGCCUAUCUAGCUGUGUUGGUUCACAGGACGUAUUAACUUUAACCGUGAUAAGAAAAGCACUGUUCACAAUAAAUUUAAUAAAUCGAAGUAGUAGUAGUUUGUUUAGCCACAGAAGCAUAUAUUGGACUUCUGAGUUCAAACUGGUUGCUGUUUCAGCAGCUUAAAAACACAUAAAGUAAAUUAAAAUAGUUUAUUUCUGAAAGCAUGUGCUGAGACGUAUUCACAUUAAAGUUUUUUAUUUCACCGUAAUACUUGUAAUAUAACGAACAACAUAUGUCAUAAUUAAAGUAACUAUUAUACAAAGUAAAUCAUAAAAUAAUCUGUUGCGGUAGAACUUAAACGUAUCAGAACAGAGUUAUUUACACUAAAAAUUUGUAACUAAUUCCCCACUGCAUGCGCCCUAUCGGUAUAAAAUGUGUUCAAUUAAGAUUAGAUAAUACAAUUCUAGUAGGGAAAUACUUAGGGAUCAAAACUGAAAACUUAACGUCGUAUAUUUAAUGUACGAAUUUUAUCCAUAUUUAUUCUUUUUGCAUUAUUUAUCUAGAUAACUUAGUCGUAAGUUCAUCCUUAUAAUUACCAACGCAGUUCGGUUACCAUGAGUGUAAGUAUUCCAAAAUUUGUAUUUUGCAAGAACUAAAAAUCUAAAACAUGAAACGAGCUUUGUACUUCAUAUAAUUACUAUUAUGUUUUCAGUACUGAAAUGUCAGUACCAUUUUAGUAUUCCUAAAUUGAUUGUAAAACAUUUAAACCGACAGAGAAUAAAGUAUAAAAGUAGAA